Nilaparvata lugens (brown planthopper) is the source of this 574-nucleotide messenger RNA. RefSeq lists its product as uncharacterized. NCBI's taxonomy places the organism in Eukaryota, Metazoa, Arthropoda, Insecta, Hemiptera, Delphacidae. The record is from RefSeq and is a predicted model, not a curated record. The transcript is spliced from 2 exons. Bases 2 to 547 code for a protein of 181 amino acids.
UAUGUCUUCUUCUACUUCUUAUUCGGUGAAGCCUUAUCCCAAUCAUAUGGGGUCGACAUUUCCCUCCUUCGGCCGUCUCCACAAAAUCCUGUCCAUUUCCUCCCCUUCUCCCGCAGAUCAGCCUUUACUCUGUCUCUCCACCUCAUCCUUGGCCUUUCUCGCCCUCUCAUGCCACCCAGAUCCAAAUCCUGCACCCUCAGUCCCACAUAACCCUUCUCAAGUCUCUGCACAUGUCCAAACCACCUCAUCUCCUAGCCUCCUGCAUCUUCCCACCCAAUGGUCCAACCCCAAUAUCUCUAAUCACCUCAUUACGAAUCCUAUCCCUUCUUGUGACCCCACACAUCCAUCUUGCCUCAUUGAAACAGGCCAGAUUUCCGCGCCAUACAACAUAGCUGGAUUCACUACCAAUCUGUACACCUUAUCCUUAAUCUUACAGUUCACUCUCUUAUCACAGAGCACACCACUCAUCCAUAUCCAGUUGAAACCAUCUGCAAUUCAGUCUAUGCUGUAUUUCCGCAUCCAGCUCACCGUACCUUUGCAAACUUGAACCCAGAUACUUGAAGCUCACUAAUGA